This is a messenger RNA of Diachasmimorpha longicaudata, 3359 nucleotides long. RefSeq names its product solute carrier organic anion transporter family member 2B1-like. Gene Ontology annotation, biological process: sodium-independent organic anion transport; transmembrane transport. Bases 271 to 3234 code for a protein of 987 amino acids. The record is from RefSeq and is a predicted model, not a curated record. Gene Ontology annotation, cellular component: plasma membrane. The transcript has 10 exons. NCBI's taxonomy places the organism in Eukaryota, Metazoa, Arthropoda, Insecta, Hymenoptera, Braconidae.
ACAUUGAACACUGGCCUCUACGGAUAUUCACAGACGUCAAGGGUUGGACGAAAUAUAGUGUUCAAUAUUUACGGCAGUGAAAUUUGGAAUUUUAUCAUCAAAACGUUGUUGAGAAAUUUUUUACAUUUAACGAGUGAAAAAUAAAAUUUGGAUACAUAAUUGGAAUCGAUCACCUAUAUCUUUAACCCAGUCGACGACGUCACUGAGAAUUCUGUUUUGUUAAUCGGAAACCCAACCUAAAUCCGUGAAUCAAAUCACCACGUUCCAAGGAUGACCCUCGGUCCUAGAGAGUUCAUGAGGUCCGAGGCGAUGGACGGUUUGACAGGUCCUGCUCAUCCAAUUCCGAAUGAGUUAUUAGAUUGCGGCUGUGGCCAGUUACGGUGUCCCAAAUUGGUGAAGUAUGCAACGAGGAAAUUCUUCGUUGCACUUUUGUGCUGGAUUGGGUUCAUUCAAGCUGUUGCUAAUGCUUAUUUUGGACUGACCAGCGCUACCAUUGCCAGAAGGUUUCAAUUUGAGCCGAAUACUUUGGAAUGGUUAUCACUAGGAACUGACGGUCUCCUUUCAUCCAUCAUCGCGGUGCCAGUGGCCUACUGGGGUGAUAGAAUCCACCGCGCAGCCUGGACAGGCGGUCUCGUAUUAAUCCAAAGUGCUGGUUUCCUUCUCUUCAUUAUCCUUCAUUUUACCCACCCCUCUACCCGAGUAAUCGAGGAGACUACUAAUGUCACACAUCUCUCCCUAUACGCUGAAGACAAUCCGGAGUUGUGCACACCAGCGGGAUUAGCAAGGAUCUCCAUUAUUGAAGAUACCAUGUGUUAUAUGACAUUGACUAUCAUUGUCCUGGCGUUAAUUGUCAAUUCCAUAGGAAAUGCAGCAUUUUUUGCACUGGGAAUUUCUUAUUUGGAUGAUAACACGAGAAGACGAAACGUUGCACUUCCCAUUGCCAUAAUUUUGGGUGUUAGAAUUUUUGGAUUGUUGUUUGGACAUUUGUUGGCUUGGGGAUGUCUUCGGGUAGAUGCUGAGAAUUUGAUGGAAACCGUCGAAAGCUACCGAGAACAACUUGGAGCCUGGUGGCUUGGAUGGGUCGUUUUAGCCAUUUUGCUGGCUAUUCCCGGAGUUCCUAUGUCCUGGUUACCUCGCCGACUUCCAUCUCAGGUAAUCGAGCAAGCUGCAGCAUCAAUUGUAUCAGAACGUAUCGGCAGAAGGAGCCCUCUGUCGGAGUCGUCCUUAUCAGACGAAUCCCGAAAAGUUGGCGAUGCUGGUUACCUUUCCUCCCUCUAUCGUCUGUGGACGAACAAAAUUCUGAUUUGCAAUAUUUUCGCAAGUGUUUUCUGUGUCAUUGCUGUUGUUAACUUUACACAUAACGAGGACAUUAUUCUGGAGUCAGAUUUCUACAUUCCGCGACCUUCGGGAGUGUUCUUGGGAUUCGGUGAUCCCCUCACUUCCCGAAUAAUUGCACUGCUUCUGAGACCGGUCAUCAUUGCCGCAGUCAUCAUCAUUUCUGGAACCGUCGUCAUCAAAUUUCGACCUCGAGUCAAGUGGUUGGCUGGUUACAACGUAAUUGCUGUGAUAAUUGCUGCGACAAUCAUCCUGUCUUUGGCAUUUUUAUCCUGUGAUAAAGCUGCGAUUGCCGGAGUCAAUCAAAAGAGAUCGGUCAGUCUCUUGAGAUACUGUAAUAAGGACUGUCGCUGUUCUUCCGAUGCAAAUUUUCAUCCAAUAUGUGACAGCAAAAGUUCUCUCAUAUUCUACACUCCCUGUCAUGCUGGAUGCACUGGUGUGGAUGAUUCUGAAGACAUUCGCAAAUAUACAAAUUGCAAUUGCAUCAGAGAAAUCACCGGGUUGACUGAUAUAACGGCCACCCAAGGUGCUUGUGAUUCAACGACAUGUCAAAUUGGAUGGAUUGUGUUUGAGGUGAGCACCAUCAUCGCCUAUUCUCUCAUCUCAUCCACUGCAGUCUCGACCCUCCUAAUCGGUCUGCGCUCGACCUACAUUCAAGACAAAGCCUUAGCUAUCGGUUUGUGGAUGUCCUUGACUGCUUUCUUCACUUACAUACCAGGAAAACUCCUCUACUGGCUGGUUGCCCAAAAAACCUGCAUUCAUCGUGGAGCAACUUCAUCCCUCUGUUUACUCCACGAUUCGCAGACUCUUGGAGCCUACCUCGCUUACCUGACCAGUUUUCUCCUCCUCAUUGCCGUUGUCUUUGGAGUAUUAACAUUCUUCUUCAGUCAGAAAUUGAAGAUCUAUCGGGAAUCCGAAAUAGAUCGAUACGGUUCUUACCCGAGACCGGAACAAAGAACUCCUUUGAUGAUAGAACCACAUCCUGCUCCCCAAACACGUCCAGAUGAACCUGAAGAGACGCGUGGGAAUUCAACUGAGGAGACGACCACUGCCACCACCAGCGAUCGACCAGUUACGAAUGAUAACGAUCAGAGGAACGAGCCAACUUCGACUGCAGAAGAUGGCCAAACGGUCAAAACUCCACGAAAAGUGAAUGGUCCUCUUAUGUACGGCCCUCUUGGCCCUGGAAAUCCCAGAAUUACGAUGAAGGAUUUGAGUGAAGUGAAAUUAAAACCCAUAAGUGACACCGAUGAUACAGAAGAUGAGGAUUCGUUCGUAGACAGACGAGCUCCAAUAUCUUUGACGUCGAUACAGUACAAACGUUUGGAGUUACACUCUGAUGCUGAAACGAGUGAUUCUAGUCCUGAAGGACGAAGAAAAAUUAUGUCUCUUCGAGCGUCAGCGCUUCAACUUUCUGGAAAACCUGAUGGUGAGAGGACUCCGCAAUCAGCAGGAAAUACACUCGCUGGAUUUUCGAAGACUAAUGACAUAGAAUUUACAAGGUGGGAGAAAGAUAGGAAAAAAGAAAGACCUUAUACUGGUGAUUUCAAUGAGGUCGGAAUCCCCAUUGUCAACUACAUGUUGACUUCGGUUAGUUCGAAGAGCAUUGCAUCAGCUCUGAAUCCGCCCACGUUCUUGGAGGAUCCUGUCGUGUCAAAAAUUGGAGAUAAUAAUUUUAAGUUACAAGAUAUAUCCAGAGAAGUGAGUAGAGGAUUAUCACCUACAGAGCACGCUUCCUCGGGCUUUGGAUCAUGUGCUUCGGAUUUGCAUAAAACGGUCAAUGAAUCAUCAGUUGCAACACCAGUUUUGGAAACCUCUGAGACUGAAAAUUCUAGUACCAAAUCUAGUAUUUCAACGGGCAGAAGACGAACAAAACCUUCAUAUACUACGGCCCUCUAAUUUCCUAUUUUUAUUUUGUAUUUUUUAAAAACACAUCCUUCAUUUUACCCUAAUAAUUUACUUCGAAAUAAGCCUGACAUAUGAUUUCAUAUUCAUAAGAAAAUGAAACGUAUAAAACCAUGAGA